AUGGGGCAACAUAUAACUUUGCCUUGGAUGGUUAUCGGUGAUUUUAACAAGAUACUGACGGCUGCAGAAAAGAUGGGAGGCGCACUUGUUGAUAUGAGAAAAUGUCUGAGAUUCAAUAGAUGGAUUCAGGAUUGUGGUUUGCUGGACUUAGGAAGUGUUGGUCCAAAAUUCACAUGGCGCGGACAUGAGAGCAGAGGUUAUGGAAGAGUGCAUGAAAGGUUGGAUAGAGGGCUGGGUAAUCAACUAUGGAGAAUGCAAUUUCCAGCCAUGUGUGUUAGGGUGUUGCCCAGGGUAAAAUCUGAUCAUCAUCCUAUUCUUGUUGAGCUCUACUCCAGGGACAUGAAUACACUUAAACCAUGUCGCCCUUUUAAAUUUGAAGCGCAUGGACGUCUCACGAUAGUUUUACCAAAGAAAAUAGUUCUAGCCAGGCUUGAGGGCAUUCAAAAGGCUUUGUCUGAAGGAGGAAACCUAUUCUUGAACAAGUUCAAGAAAGUGUUAACCAAUGAGUAUAAUCAAAUUUUAGCUCAGGUGGAAGUCUUUUGGUACCAGAAGUCUAGGUGCCAAUGGAAGGCAAAACAGUUUGUAGAUUCAUUAUAA
Populus trichocarpa (black cottonwood) is the source of this 597-nucleotide messenger RNA. RefSeq lists its product as uncharacterized. The coding region runs from base 1 to 597 and encodes 198 amino acids. The transcript is spliced from 2 exons. NCBI's taxonomy places the organism in Eukaryota, Viridiplantae, Streptophyta, Magnoliopsida, Malpighiales, Salicaceae. The record is from RefSeq and is a predicted model, not a curated record.